CCCAUUGUUGUCUCUGCAGCCCAGCCUGAUAUUCUUUGUGCUUUAAGUAGAAGCUAUAGGGAACAUCAUGCAGACGAGUCAAAUAUCUUAUGAAAUGCCAUUACAGGGAGGAAAAGAGAGUACAAGUCUCCCCACCAUUGACAAGAGGACCAAGUGCCUUUAUACCAGAGAAUGAAGUUAUGCAAGCAAAUGGUUUGGAUGAACGUACUAAUCUUCUUGUGGAAGAAUAUUCUACGUCUGGUCGCCUGGACAACAUCACACAGGUCAUGAGUAUCCAUACUCAGUACCUGGAGUCUUUCCUCCGCAGCCAGUUCUAUAUGCUGCGCAUGGAUGGGCCCCUUCCUUUGCCCUAUAGGCACUACAUUGCUAUAAUGGCUGCUGCCAGACAUCAGUGUUCCUACCUAAUAAAUAUGCACGUUGAUGAGUUUCUAAAGACUGGUGGGAUUGCAGAGUGGUUGAAUGGUUUGGAAUACAUUCCCCAAAGACUGAAAAAUCUGAACGAAAUAAACAAACUCCUUGCGCACCGGCCCUGGCUAAUCACAAAAGAGCACAUUCAGAAACUUGUCAAGACUGGGGAAAAUAAUUGGUCUCUUCCUGAACUGGUGCAUGCUGUUGUCCUGUUGGCACAUUAUCAUGCCUUGGCAAGUUUUGUAUUUGGUAGUGGCAUUAAUCCAGAGAGAGAUCCGGAUACAUCUAAUGGAGUCAGACUUAUAGCAGUCAACAACUUCUGUGUCUGUGAUCUUGCCAAUGACAACAACAUAGAAAAUGCAUCCCUCACAAGUAGCAACUUUGGGAAUGUCAUGGUGUUUUUGCAGAUUGCAGAUUCUUUAAGUGAGCUGGAGGCCUUGAUGGAAAGGAUGAAGAGACUACAAGAAGAUAAAGAGGAUGAAGAAGCCUCUCAGGAAGAAAUGGCAACUCGCUUUGAAAAGGAGAAGAAGGAGAGUCUGCUAGUAAUUAGUGGAGCAUUUGAUGAUGAAAUAGUUUCUACAGAUGUCUCCCGUUAUAUUGAAGAUCCUGGGUUUGGGUACAAAGACUUUGCAAGGCGAGGAGAAGACCAUCUGCCAACAUUCAGAGCUCAGGACUAUACUUGGGAGAAUCAUGGCUUUUCCCUUGUAAACAGGCUUUAUUCUGAUAUUGGGCAUCUUCUGGACGAGAAAUUUCGGAUGGUAUAUAACCUCACAUAUAACACUAUGGCAACACAUGAAGACGUUGAUACAACGAUGCUAAGAAGAGCUUUAUUUAACUAUGUCCACUGUAUGUAUGGAAUCAGGUAUGAUGACUAUGAUUAUGGGGAAGUUAAUCAGCUACUUGAACGCAGCCUGAAGGUUUACAUAAAGACAGUGACCUGCUACCCAGAGAGAACUACCAAGCGCAUGUACGAUAGUUAUUGGCGUCAGUUCAAGCACUCGGAGAAGGUUCAUGUCAAUCUACUUCUAAUGGAAGCUCGGAUGCAAGCCGAACUUCUGUAUGCCCUUCGUGCCAUAACUCGUCACUUAACCUGAAGGAUUUGCUGGGCAGGAGUAAAGAAGUUUUUACUGAGUAUGUAAAGACCUUUUGAAAUAGAUACACACCAGAAGCUGUUUGUGAUGUAGCAUCAGGUUAUUCAAUUCUCUAGUGUCAAAGUUUAGCCGUGCUUCUUGGCGGCUGUAAUGUGCAAUGACGUGUUUUAUUUUCUUGAUGCUUAACAUUACUAAUGAUAACAAAAGUAACACUGAGGAGCACUACUCUGCAUUGUUUCCGCCUGGAUUUCUGCGCAGUGGUCAGGAUCCUGAAACUGUUUUUAUUAUAUCCAAUCCUAGCGCUUUGUUCUUUAAGCACUGGAGUGAAGUGCUUAGAGACUUCUUUUUCCAAGCAAUCAUUUUUCAGAUUAGUGGAGUCCAGCAGAAGAUCAGUUCUGCCUGUCCUGAGAACGUACCACCAUGUCCUGACUCAUGACAGAGACACGCGGGCUGUGUUGCAUUGAAAUGCCCACUGGAUUCUUCUGUGUCUCCCGGAGACUGCUGCCAGUCACUGUCUUACUACAGCAAUUGGAGGUGAUGCGAGAUGUGGAUGCAAACAUCGAGCACACUUUAAUGUGAAAUCAAUCUUGAUAAAUCCUACAGCAUGCUACUGAAGUGCGAAAUUCAUCUGCUUUGUCAUGCCCCUUCCCAAGAGAAGAGGCCUCAUGAUUUGCCAUUUCAGUCACACUUACUGUGUUUCAAUCAUGCAUAACCUUGUUUUACUGACAGUCACCCUCAGUUGUCCUGACAAUAUCCAUGCUCAUCACAUGUUGCAAUUUUUUUAGUUGGCACCUAUAAAAUUAAUACGCAGGCUGACCAAAAAUAGGGUUGUGGGGUUUUUUUGCACUCUCUCCUUUAUCAAUGUUGUAACUAAGGAAAGUAAAGGAAGGCUAGCAUAUCUGUUCUUUCAUAUUGGAUGUAUAGAAAUCUACUUCCCAUAACUUUUUCAUAGCAUGAAAUUGUAAUAUUCAAAGUUUAAAAAGUUUCUAUGCAUUAGUGUGAGUGAACAAAAGAAAAGUGCAAUAUUUAAAAAGAAAGCAAGCUUUUUUCCCUGACAUGCCACUGCUAAAGUGUCCUUUUUAUAUAGCCAUAAAGAAAUUUUAAAACCAAAUUUCUUUAUUGUCUAAGGCCUAGCAGUUUUGUUUUAGCUUUUACGGCUUAAGACAACCUGACACUGAGAUGCCAAAGCAUCCCCAAAACAAAGCAUUUUUGGACAACCAGUAAUAUUGGGGAAGGGAAGAAAUAAGCUGCCAAAAAUGUCACACUUUUGUGCUGGUUUUUGUUGCUUUUGACUAAUUUUUAAGAGCACAAAAUGUUGAUAUUUAUAGCUUUAUUUUGUAUUGCAUUAAUGAACCAGUGAAGUGCCUAAAGAGAUGCUUAAACUUACCCAGUAGAACACAAGUUGUCACUGCUUCAACUUUUGUCUGUUGGUUUGGACUUUUCAUAUUUCUGUUGAGGAGGGUGACCUUUAUUUCUGUGGCAUACAUUCAAAACUAACUAGUCAGGUUUGAUUUUCAUAUUCCAUUGGAUUGUAGAAAUUAAUACAGAAUUUUUUUUCAUUAGUGAUUGCAGAAUAGUUAAAAAAAUACUACCAGUCAUAUUUUGACACUUUUCAUUUGCAAAAUCCUGGACCAGUACUCUUCUAAAGUUAGUUUUCUCUUUUUUCCCUUUUAUGAUCCUUGCUGUGACUUCGCAUGUUGGUUUUUCUGCUUUAUCUAUCUGUUCCAGAUUGGAAAGCUAAAUGAUUGUACACUUUUCUGCACUUUCAGACUGCAGACUCUGCAUGUGAAAACCUUUUGAGGAAGAAAUCAGUAAUUAAUUUUUUUAAUGUCAUGUUGGCUAUUUAGAAAACUACCCAACAGACAGCAUCAGACUGUCUUCUAGAGAGAGCAUUGGAUAGAACAUCAGAUUUAUUUAUCUUGUAUAGCUAACUGCAAAGAUUUCUCAGAAUUAUUGAGAUGCUCAUAUGUAUGAACUUAGAUUAACUUUCUAAGUUGUUAUGAUUCUUCUUCCUCCCUCCUGUGAUUGUAGUGCCCAUACAUAAUGGCUUUUGUGCAUAGAACAGUUCUGCUGAGAGAAGUUUUCAUACAAUACUUUUGCUUUUUUCAAGUGAUGGGAACUGUUCAGUACUAUUUUGAAUUCCUUUGUUUUGAAAAGUCAAGUAGUUCUCAAGAAGCACAGCUGAGCUCUGGAAAGGAGGUGAAAUUAGAUUUGGGUAACUAAUAUGAUGGCUUAGUUUCCCUUCAGAAAUGCAAAGACUUCUUGGGUAGGUUGAGUUUUACAUUUGGAAUCAUGAGUGCCUUUACUUCUUUCAUAUGAAAUAUACUUGCUAGCUCAAAUGCCUUCUGAGCAAAGUACAUGACCAGAUUUGAAAUACAGAAACCGUAAAUGGAUUGCUUCAUAAAAUUUGUAGUAAACCAGUGUUUUGUUUCGGUUUUUUUAAGGUGCCAUAUCAAGUCACAUAUGGCCUGCAAGACAUUCCGUCAUAGGAAAUGUCAUUGUACAACUAGUUUGCUAUUUCAAUUUUUUUUUUAAAUAUUAAAUGCAAACUUGAAACAUCUGGUAAAGUUUUCCACGUGGCAUUUUUUUUUUUCAAAGUAUUGCAUUUACAGUGCAAGAAUUUAUAGCCUAGUUUUUACAAUCAAAUUUUGGGGUUUUAAUAGAUGUUUGUUCAGAAUAGGUGUUUAAAGUCAGACAGUGGUACCAUAAUUUUUUCGCACACUUUAGGUUCACACUGUGCCAAAUUUUAAUGUGCAAGUGUUCUUGGAUUUUUUUUGCGUUUUUAAGCACUCGUGAAUGUGAAUCUUCACACUUCAUUAAUAUUUUUCCUAAGAGUAUGGUAAUCAUUGGAAACGUAGAUACUCUCCCUCUGUGUUCCUUUAUUGAAAUUGGUUAUUACCAGCAUUGUUAGUCUACAAAAUCCCAGCCAUGACCAACAUAAAAACAAAGUGUACAGUCUCCUGUCUACUGAAGAGAAAGCUUGGUAGGUACAAAUUAACCAACUAGCACAGGGAACACUGUAAGUAGGGAACAGAGCUUUUGAACAUGGACAGCUUCUUAUCAUUGCAGAGUCACUUUAAAAUGUGUUGCAAUAGAGUACAUCCUUGCUGAAAUUCCUACAUUCUUUUUUGUAAUAAAGAGAAGUGAAAAAGGUGCCAAUUGGAGAAAGCAUUUACAUUUUCCAGGACACUCUACCCACAGCUGAACAUCACGAGACUGUCAUCAUACAAGAACAGAAAUAAUUUUUAAAACAGAAAUAAUAAUUUUAAACUUGGGUGCAUUUUGUACAGAUAGCUGCUACAGCUACUAUUGUAGCAGAAUUUUGGUGAGCUGUAGAUGGAUUUAUUUUCAUCAAGGCUGAACUGAAACAUAUAUCCUUUACCCUAAAGCCUUCAUUAAAAUGAAAAUCAGAGAAUCAUAGAAUAUGCUGAGUUGGAAGGGACCCAUCAAGAUCGAGUCCAGCUCCUGGUCCUGCACAGGACCAUCCCCAAGAG
This is a messenger RNA of Lepidothrix coronata (blue-crowned manakin), 4993 nucleotides long. It is a transcript of the gene SESN3, whose product is annotated as sestrin 3. The transcript has 10 exons. The record is from RefSeq and is a predicted model, not a curated record. Gene Ontology annotation, cellular component: nucleus. The coding region runs from base 90 to 1502 and encodes 470 amino acids. Gene Ontology annotation, biological process: cellular response to leucine starvation; cellular response to L-leucine; negative regulation of TORC1 signaling. Gene Ontology annotation, molecular function: L-leucine binding; oxidoreductase activity, acting on peroxide as acceptor. NCBI's taxonomy places the organism in Eukaryota, Metazoa, Chordata, Aves, Passeriformes, Pipridae.